Suillus subaureus is the source of this 1193-nucleotide messenger RNA. Its product is annotated as phosphoribosyltransferase-like protein. Gene Ontology annotation, molecular function: magnesium ion binding; ribose phosphate diphosphokinase activity. Gene Ontology annotation, biological process: 5-phosphoribose 1-diphosphate biosynthetic process; ribonucleoside monophosphate biosynthetic process; purine nucleotide biosynthetic process. NCBI's taxonomy places the organism in Eukaryota, Fungi, Basidiomycota, Agaricomycetes, Boletales, Suillaceae. The transcript has 7 exons. Gene Ontology annotation, cellular component: ribose phosphate diphosphokinase complex; cytoplasm. Bases 96 to 1094 code for a protein of 332 amino acids. The record is from RefSeq and is a predicted model, not a curated record.
UGUCAGUCAGCUGUGUCACCCAAUUGCAACAGUCACCCUUUUCUUCUUCUUCACCCUGUUCUAUGUUAUAAAGCCAUCCAGCAAUUUUAUAAAUUAUGUAUCACGGAAAUUCUAUCAGACUUCUUGCGGGCAAUAGUCACCCAGAGCUCGCCCAUGCCGUGGCCGAGCGGCUUGGAGUGCCCCUCACGCCAUGUAUGCCCAAAAAAUUCUCCAACGGCGAGAUAAACGUCAAGAUCUCCGAAUCCGUCCGCGAGGAAGACGUCUUCAUCAUCCAGUCAGGGUGUAGCGAUGUGAACGACAAUUUGAUGGAACUUCUGAUCCUUAUAUCCGCGUGCAAAACUGCUUCCGCCCGCCGCAUCACCGCUGUGAUCCCGUGUUUCCCAUAUGCCCGUAUGGACAAAAAGGAUGAGUCUAGAGCACCGAUCACAGCAAAACUGGUGGCAAACAUGCUUGUUAGCGCGGGAUGCGAUCACGUCAUUACUAUGGAUCUGCAUGCUAGUCAAAUACAGGGAUUUUUCGACAUUCCCGUAGACAACCUUUUCUCAGAGCCUUUGAUGGUAUCGUACAUCAAGAGGCACAUCGACGGGUGGCAAGAUGGUAUUGUUGUCAGUCCCGAUGCCGGUGGAGCCAAGAGGGUCACUGCGAUGGCAGACAAACUUGGGAUCGAAUUCGCCCUUAUACACCGGAAACGUGAUGGGAAGUCUCAAAAUGCUCCAGAACGCAUGGAGCUUCUGGUAGGAGACGUUCGAGAUAAGGUGGCUAUUUUGGUGGAUGACAUGAUAGAUACUGGCCACACGCUCACACUCGCUGCUCGGACGCUGCAUGAGAAAGGCGCCAAAACUAUUUACGUUCUUAUUUCGCACGGACUCUUCGCGGAAGCCCACAUGGCUUCUUUGAACAGCCUUCCUAUAGAGCAGCUUGUGGUCACAAAUACCGUUCCACAAAACGAGCACAAGGAACAAUUUUCGAAGUUAAUAGCGCUGGACAUUAGUUCUACUAUCGCUGAAAGCAUACGUCGCACACACAACGGCGAAAGUAUCAGCCUCCUAUUCGGUGAAUGGGCCGAAGGCAGGGGUCUUGACAUGAUCAUUUAGUUUAUUUCCCCGCUCUAGAUCCUCCCGUGUCGGUACAUACUUGCAUUCUAGAAACGACACAGUGCAUCAUCAGUUCCUGACUCCUCUCCUCCAUGUGCG